Messenger RNA from Jaminaea rosea, 1706 nucleotides. RefSeq names its product DNA ligase/mRNA capping enzyme. Gene Ontology annotation, biological process: 7-methylguanosine mRNA capping. The record is from RefSeq and is a predicted model, not a curated record. Bases 86 to 1606 code for a protein of 506 amino acids. Gene Ontology annotation, molecular function: ATP binding; mRNA guanylyltransferase activity. The transcript has a single exon. Lineage: Eukaryota; Fungi; Basidiomycota; Exobasidiomycetes; Microstromatales.
UCCCUCUUCUCUCUGCAUUCGCACCACUGCAUCGUACCACACUCCGCGCCCGCCUCAUUGUUGACCCCCCUUCCCCACCCUCGCCAUGGCCUAUGGCGGCUCGUACAAUGCCAUGGCAGGCCCCUCGACACUCCCGCCGCCCCCAUUACCUUCGUCCUCGUCGACGUCGACGUCGUCCGUCCCUGACAUCCCUGGCGAUCUCGUCCAAGACCGGGAUAUCCUCUCCUUCCUGCGAGGCCAUGUAGCCAACCUCACCCACCUAACCUCCAACAAGUUCCCAGGAGCUCAACCCGUCUCCUUCACCAAAGCAUCCCUCGACCUCAUAGAGUCGCAAGACUUUUGGGUCUGCGAAAAGUCAGACGGCCAACGCGUCCUGGUCCUCAUCGUCCUCCACGGAGCCACGGGGCGACAAGACGUCUUCCUUGUGGACAGAAAGAACAACUACUACUUUCAGCAACACGUCUUCUUCCCCACGUCAGACCAGCGCUUCUACCCCAAGGGCACACCGCAGCAAAAGGAGGCCGCCUAUGCGCUUGCGCACCAAGAAGGGAUAGCAUACAAGGACGGCUGGCCCGCACGGAAGGAUACCCUGCUUGACGGGGAGUUGGUGUGGGAUACAGACCGCUCUACUGGAAGGAGAAAGAUGCGGUUGCUGCUCUUUGAUGCGCUCGUUGUAGACGGACAGAAUAUGGCUCAACGCCCCUUGACGAAACGCUAUGGCCGAUUGCACAGCAUGGUCUACCCGCCCCUACACCAGUAUCUUCAGCAGAAUCCCAAGUCCGCAGCAGCCAUGCCCUUUGAGAUCAGAAUCAAGCAUAUGGAUCUGGCCUACGGAGUGCCCGAGGUACUGCAACGCAUGCCUAAUCUGGAGCACGGCAAUGACGGUCUCAUCUUCACGUGUAUGAACUCGGGCUACACCUUCGGCACGGACGAGAAGAUCAUCAAGUGGAAGCCACCAAGAGAGAACAGCGUCGACUUUGUCCUGCGUCUGAGAUUUCCGCCGGAUGACAACGUACCUGGCGGGCAGGUGCCCAAUCUACGGGCUAAGCCGUUUUUCCUGCUCGAGGAGCACAUGGGUGGGAGUGCCGGCAGCUCGCAGUACGAGCCCUUUGAUUGGCUUUGGGUCGGUGAUGAAGCGUGGGAAGAGAUGAAGCGCUCCGGCGUGCAAUGGGAUGAUCGCGUCGUUGAGUGCGUGUGGGAUCUGGAGGCAGGCCCUCCCCUGCCAGCAGACAAUGGCGAGGUGGUCCCCACGCCCGGCUGGAAGAUUCACCGCAUCCGUGACGACAAGCAUGACGGGAAUCACAGCACCAUAGUGCAGAAGAUCCUUUCCUCGAUCAUGGAUGGGGUAGACGAGGAACAGGUAGUCGAGGCCGUCCCGAGGAUAAGAGCGGCGUGGAAGAGUGAGGGGAGGGAGAAGAUGAGGAAGGCGAUUGAGACCGGUGGGAUGGCUGCCGCAGGGGCAAGUACGCAGAGACCGAGGACGGAGAGUGGUACAGAGGCAGGAGCAAGGGGAGCAGGAGGAGCUACGGGACCCGGAGUGGGGGGUGGAUCGAGAGGUAGGCCACCGGUGAUGCGGGUGGGACCGAAGGGUGUGUUUAGGAUUUGAUGAACCGCAAGCUCGGCACUUAUGCUCUUGACUGCCACAGGUCGAGAGCAAAGCUAGCAGUACGUCGCGGUGCUUCCCUCUAAUGCUGAGGAUCAGGGCG